AUGGCGGACAGAGCAGCGCUGUGCCAAGUCUUCGACAGCAUAUUCUACGAUGUGCCCAUGUCGCGAGUCAAGUUCAAUGCGAACACUGAGUACGCAUACCUGCAGAAUUUCAAGGUAUUACAGAACACGUUCGCCAAGCACCAUGUCGACAAGCCCAUCCGCGUCGAGUCGCUCGUAAAGUGCAAGAUGCAGGACAACCUCGAGUUCCUCCAAUUCGUCAAGCAGUACUGGGACCAGCACUUUCCCGGCCACGAGUACGACCCCGUCGCCCGUCGCAAGGGUCAGGGCGGUGUCGCGACCGGAGCCACACCUGCACCCCGCGCCGCAGCAUCGACUGCCCGAAGAGCACCAGCUGCUAGCAACACGGCUGCGCCUAGGACACGCACACCGCUUGCCUCUGGGGGAGGUGCCGCCAGCGCCGCUCUGCGCGAGGAGAACAGUGCUCUCAAGGAGACUGUCACGGGCCUCGAGCGCGAGAGGGACUUUUACUUCAGCAAGCUGCGCGAUAUCGAACUGCUGAUCCAGCAAGCAAUGGAGGCCGACCCUGAGCUCGAGAAGGACGAGGGGCUGCUCAAGCAGAUCCAAAACAUUCUCUACUCCACCGAAGAGGGCUUCGAGAUCCCACCAGAGGCUGAGGGCGAGGGUGCGGAGGAGGAGACGUUCUAG
Molecule: messenger RNA, 666 nt
Organism: Alternaria ventricosa
Lineage: Eukaryota; Fungi; Ascomycota; Dothideomycetes; Pleosporales; Pleosporaceae
Exons: 3
Coding region: 1-666 (221 amino acids)
Biological process (GO): spindle assembly; regulation of microtubule polymerization or depolymerization; protein localization to microtubule plus-end
Cellular component (GO): cytoplasmic microtubule; microtubule organizing center; microtubule plus-end
Molecular function (GO): microtubule plus-end binding
Source: RefSeq, a predicted model, not a curated record